This is a messenger RNA of Cydia pomonella (codling moth), 4737 nucleotides long. RefSeq names its product ras-related and estrogen-regulated growth inhibitor-like protein. NCBI's taxonomy places the organism in Eukaryota, Metazoa, Arthropoda, Insecta, Lepidoptera, Tortricidae. Bases 538 to 1173 code for a protein of 211 amino acids. Gene Ontology annotation, molecular function: GTP binding; GTPase activity. The record is from RefSeq and is a predicted model, not a curated record. The transcript is spliced from 6 exons.
UGAUUAGAUUUCUAAUUUAUUUAACCCAAGUAUUAUACUUACACGUUUUUAAACGUCUGUUAGUACUCGUAAUUAUUAUACUGUGUCAUUUUGGUAUCUCAAAGUUGACCUUAUAAGUAUACAAAUAAAAAAUAUUAUUUAUAUCCAUUUCCGUUAUCUAAUAAAAGUUCUUAUCAUUCAUCUCCCAAUAACAACAAACGCCGAUGCCGAUGCAUUAUCGUAGUAAAUACGUCAUCUCUAUGUAUGUUAUGCGCUUACGCAUAGAACGGAGGCUGCGGCGGCGGCGGCGGCGCUAUGCCCUCUGGAGGCUCGCGAUUCCGACAGUCGCGUGAGAAUCGUUGCGGCAGCCGGUUGGGCCCGACACCGAGCACACGCACAACAAAUCGCGGACGAUAUAUUUUACGAUACAACUUGCGAUUUUUAAGCGUCGUGAAUCGUGAGUUUAAAAGUGCAUUGGACCAUGUGGUUUGCGAACUUCGCUGGCGAGAUGUUUGAGUACGCAUGAUUUUGAUGAAACCGUCGUGAAAAACAGCACAAAUGAAGAUGACUGUAAAUCGCAUUAGGGUGGUAGUGUUGGGGAGUCCGCGGUGCGGGAAAUCGGCGGUCGUCGUGCGUUAUCUAACCAAGCGGUACAUAGGUGAAUACAGCUCUACAGGAGAUUUCCUUUAUCAGCACCGAGUCGCGUUCGACGGCGCAGUAUCUGAAGUCGAGAUUAUGGACACUUCUAACUGUGCAAUUCGUGGCUGCUUGGCGGAGCACGUGCGAUGGGGCGACGCUUUCGCUGUGGUGUAUUCAGUGUGCGAGCGGCGGUCCUUCGCGGCGGCCGCCGAGCUGCUAUCGCUCCUGGAGCGCACCCGGCUGCCGGGCUGCGCGGCUGUCACCCUCUUGGGGAACAAGAGAGACCUCGAACACGCUAGGGAGGUCCAUGCGGAGGAGGGUCAGGAGCUGUCGCUGCGGUUCGGGUGCCAGUUCUACGAGGUGUCGGCGGCGGAGUCGUGCGCGGGCGCGGCGCUCGCCUUCCACGCGCUGCUGCGCGAGGCGCGCGCGCUCGCGCUGCUGCUACCCUCGCCACGGCGCAAGCUCGCUGCCUAUUCUGUUUCUAAAGUAAUCGGCACAAUAUUUGGCAAAAAUAGCAAAAGUGUGCGAAAGAAAAGGCCGUCACUUAGCAUUUAAACUAGGAUUAAUGUUUCAUACAAAUAUUUAUUACUUAAGCCAUGGAGACUGCUUCGUUUGUAAAUACAAUAAGAAAUCUAUUUUAUAAUAUGCCAGCUAAUGGAAAAUUUUCCUUAGAAAUAUUUUUGGAGUUUUUGAGAAUCUUAUUAACCUGGCCGUCGUGGCCUUAAGCCGCAAAUACAUGAAUUAUAAAUAUGACCCAUUCAAAUGAAAAUGGGAUAAUUUACCUAUUUGUGAAAUAGCGAACAAUGCCAGGUUAAUGAAAUUACACAAAAAACUGUAAAAGCUAUCCCUAUUUUUUAAGAAAAAUAACAUACCUAACUGAAUCUUGUAUUUAAAAAAUCGCGUGCUUUCGACCUUUGGAACAACGUUGGCCGAGCAGGUUUGUAGCUGCACCAACGUAUCUGCACUUAUCAAAGAUCUUAUCUUAUUACGAAAGGGUCUAUAUUUGUUUAUUCGCAUAACUGAUAUGUUGGUAGUCUUACACCCUUCAUUAAACGUGUAAGACAAGUACGUCAACGUUAAACUCAAUCAUUAUGCUCUCGCAAGAUGUGGAAUUACUAUAAUUUUUACAUUCAUGAUUUACGCUGCCGUUUUCACAAAUAGCCAUGUUUAUAAUGCGUCACUGUGACUGAGUUUUUUGGACGUCUAGUAUACCUACUUAUUAAAAAACUGAGUUGAGGAUUUAAAGAGUACUUUUAAAUACAUAUAUUAUAACUGAACUCUCCCCGAAUACUUGAUGCUGCUGGGAUAUAAUUUUGGCAGAUGGGCGACCUCAUUGUAUCAUUGUAAACCUGUCCGGUAGGAUCUAUAUUUGUUAAAAGUGUCUAUUAUUGUCUUGUUGAAGUUGGAAGAACGCUGGGCCGGUCAGUAAAUAGUUCCAUUAUAGUGACUUGAGAUGUGCCUUAAUGAUGAUUCGUUUAGAUACUUGUCAAUCUAAGUUAUAAAAGAAUAUUUUUUGUAGUACCACCACCACAUAUAAGUAUAUACGUUGUAUAUACGUUGCUAACGAGCUCAGUAUUCUCAGUAGUGUUGUAAUUUUUUUGUAUUUAGCAGAAACAAGUAACCUUUUCCAGAUAUAUAGUAGAUAACUUUUGAGGGGAAUAAUAAAUAUAAAAUAGUUUUGCCCUACGGUUGACUGGUAGAGAAUUCCUUAAGUCAUUAAGUCUGCCAUUUGUACUUGUUUUUAUUGCGCAAGAAAGUUUAAAUAUAUAAACAAAAUUUGAAAAUUUUCAUGUUUCUAAUUUUCGUACUGUACCAUAUUAAAAAGCAUCUCGGCCAGGUUACACGGUUUACGUUUAAUACAAACUAGCGACCUGCCCCGGCUUCACACGGGUUACACAAAACCUUAAUAAAUUAUACACCUAAACCUUAAUCAAGAAUCAUUCUCUUAGCUGAAAACCGCAUGAAAAUCCGUUCAGUAGUUUUUGAGAUUUUUUUUUUUUUUUUCUAUUUAUUUAGAAACAAACAGUCAUACACAAUUUUUGAUCAAAACUUAUAGACAAAAAAUAGACCUAUAGUUUCAUAUGUAGAGAAUUAUCGCAAACAUACAGACAAAGAGACAGACGCGGCGGAGGACUUUAUAAGGUGCAGUGAUUACAAUUGUAAGUUGUAUUGUGAGUAUUGAGCCUGGCUUUCUAAGGGUGCGGGUCGUGUGGAUCGAGCGUGACUCGCAGGGCCCGAUUACGGUACCCUACAAUAGAUGUAAUUGAGGCACCACAGGAACAUAUAAACUUAUAUCUGAGGUCACGAACGCUCGAUACAUUAAGCGUUGCUAUUUGUGAAAAGUGUUAUUUAGCGAGAAAAUAAUUCAAACUGUAUGGAUAUUUCUGUAAUAUUAAUAUAAUAUUUUGGCCAUCGUAUUGUUGUCUAGGUAUUAGGUAGGUAGUUAUGUACUUUAUGUGGUAGGUACUCUAAAAAGACAUUGACGUAUCAAUAACACAGUAGCUAUGUGUCCAUACCUCAACGACAAAUCAUUGUAGAUACGCUGCUGCUGCAUCUACUUCUGGUAUUACUGAUUCUUAAGAACGUGCGCUAGUAACUUCACAAGAUGGCACUGACCCCUUUUUAGGGUUCCGAAGCCAAAUGGCAAAAAACGGAACCCUUAUAGAUUCGUCAUGUCCGUCUGUCUGUCCGUUUAUGUCACAGCCACUUUUUUCCGAAACUAUAAAAACUAUACUGUUCAAACUUGGUAAGUAGAUCUAUUCUAUGAACCGCAUUAAGAUUUUCACACAAAAAUAGAAAAAAAACAAUAAUUUUUGGGGGUUCCCCAUACUUAGAACUGACAGUCAAAAAAACAUUUUUUCAUCAAACCCAUACGUGUGGGGUAUCUAUCUAUGGAUAGGUCUUCAAAAAUUAUAUUGAGGUUUCUAAUAUCAUUUUUUUCUAAACUGAAUAGUUUGCGCAAGAGAUACUUCCAAACAUGCAAACUUCCACCGAAAAUUGGUUUGAACGAGAUCUAGUAAGUAGGUUUUUUAAUACGUCAUAAAUGGUACGGAACCCUUCAUGGGCGAGCCCGACUCGCACUUGGCCGUUUUUUUCCUAUAUAUUUUAGGUGGUCGAAUUGCCGCCAUUACACCAUCUAAUGGCGCUAACACCGUCUAAUGCCACAUUCUUUUGACCGAAUUAAUAAAAAUACCUAUUCUUGUAUGUGAUGCUACAUAGCAACAAGAAAAAUAAUUUAAUAAGAGAACUAGUGAGUACUGUGAGUAGUUUAGUUAGCUCCAAAACUUAGUGCCUUCGGUCUAUCCUCCUGACGACAGUGUUUCAAAAUAUUCCAGCUUAAAUUUAACUCGGUCAAAUUCACAAAGAGUCAAAAGUUAAUUGGGGCCUAUGUACAUGUAAAUAGUACGCCAAUCGUCAGGAGGAUGAGUAGACGUAACGGAUCUUACAAUACACGUAGACGUUCUAUAUGUAUUUACAUUUUAACUUUAUUCCUUAUCAGUUACACAAACCUAGGACUGUUUAAUUUUCGUUCAGAAAAUUUUUCUCACGGAUAAUCCCAUUAUUUUAUACAUUGUCGAUUGUACACGGCGCAUGUAGCUAAAGUGGGCGGGGUGCUGAUGCUGACUACUUGCGUGAAUCGCUUAUGCAUUACUCGUGCUCGUGGAAAGACCGAGCGAUGGAGAUAACGAGCAAGAAAAUGUGCGGCUCAGUUGUGCAAGCAGCAUGUGCAAUGUGCAAGUUACUUGUUCCAGUAACCCGUACCUUAACUUGCACCAGUUGCGCAAAUUGCAAGGGUUGCUUGCACUGGUAGAUACUUGCUCAAAUCCUGCGCAAGUGCUUUAACAUAUGCAAGCUACAUGCUCUGUACCUAUACAAGGAAUGUAUGGUCCUUUUAAUAUAUAAAAUGUCGCCUUUUACUAAUUAUGUAAGUAUACCGUGUUAAAUAAAGUCAGUAUAUCUUGUAAAUAAUUCAUAAUAAUAUAAUUCUGUAUAUCAUAAUACACCUCGCACUAGAGUUAUGACUGACUCUACAAAUUGUAAAUAUUGAUGUUAAAAGUUCAUGUUAGCCUUUAGAUAUAACAUUUACAGUAACAUAAUAAAACUCGAUAGUAAAAUAAA